AACAUGUACUGUUUCAUUAUGACUUUAUGAGCAUUAUUACUCCGUAAUUAUUAAUGGUUAAUGUGAUAUAAUUCCUGUCAAGAAAUAGAAAACAAAAAUGAAAAAAAUGAUAUAAACUCUCUCAAGAAAUAGAAAACAAUAAUAAAAAAAAUGAUAAAAUCCACUAGCUAAGACGUGCCACCGUCCUACUGGCCAGUAACCACCGCAAGAAGAAUAUAGCAUAAACAUUAAACAAUCACCACUCCUCUCUAUUUCCCUCUUUCUCUUUCUCUCUCAUUCAAUCGUCGGCUACCUCACCUAUAUUCUGUGAAUCCCUGAAAAUCCUGCCCUCAAGAAUGUAGGCAAAAAUAUUUCCCUAUAAAUAAAAUUAAAAAUCCCCCAAAAAUAUUUCAGAUUUUUUUCUUCCUUUUUCCUUUGAUUCGAAGAUAUUUCCACCUGCACAUCGAUUCAUUUGGGAAGAAGAAGAAAUCAAUGGCAACCUUGAAUCAAAAUCGAAGGUAUAAUUUCUUAUUUUCUUUGUUAAUCUUCUAUUUCUUAACCCUAAUUACAAAACCCAUUUCUUCAUUUUCACUCCAAGGCUUUAAUGGCCAUCAAAAUCCCAACUUUGAUUCCGAUUUUACCCUUCUGGGUGAUGCCCAGAUCGCUAAUGAGGGUAAUUUUGUCAAUCUUACCUCCCCUACAUCUGGGUUUACUAGUUCUGGGCAAAUCGUUUACAAGAAACCCUUUAAACUUGUUGAUUCGAAAUCUUCGAAACCAAUAAUUUCAUUUUCUACUGAAUUUACCUUUACAAUUACCCCUGGUAAUGGAGAUGGAUUAGCAUUUGUGAUUUUUCCUAGUGGUGGGGAACUUUCUCAGGUUUUCGAUCAAGGGUAUUUUGGGGUUUCUGAUAAAAUUGACCGUAAAUUUGUUGCUGUUGAGUAUGAUACUCGUAAAGAUGAUAAUGUAGGUGAUUUUAAUGGUAAUCAUGUUGGUGUAAAUGUGGGCAGUAGUUUUGUGUCUAAAGAUAUUAGUGAUGUUUCUUCAAUUGGAUUGCUUUUGAAUGGUGGGAUACCUUUGAAUUCUUGGAUUGAUUAUGAAGCUAGUUCUAAGAGAUUGGAGAUUAGAUUGGCUGAAUCUGGUAGUGAAAAGCCGGUUCAGCCUUUGAUGUCGUUUUCGAUUGAUUUGUCGAAAAUGUGGGGAGAUAAGGAGGUUUUGGUAGGCAUUAGCUCGUCUAGUGGGAAUUCUACACAAGUGAGUAGUUUAUCUUCCUGGAGUUUUAGGGUCAGGACCGUUCCUAGCUCGUUGCAUUCGCAACCGCUGGAUCCCCAGGCUCAUAGUGAUGAGGAACGGCCAAUUCGAAGGAAUAAGAGUAGGUUUUUGACUGUUCUUGGUGCGUUGAUAUUCGCCACAGGAUGUGGUACAUUGGUGGCAUUCGUCGCAUUGUUUUUCUGGGUGGUGUUAUUUGGUAGGCACUCGAAUGUUGUCCCUGAAAUGCCUAUGAAUCAGGUGGAUUUCAAAUAUGAAAAGGUAAAUGUGACUGUCGAUAAUGAUUCUCAUGAUACCACGAGUUGAUUCAAUUUUUUCGUGACAAGUAUUCUUUCCCCUUGUCAUGCCUUGUAUGUUUGUUGUAUCUUUGCUGUGUGAUUUGGGUAUGAUCCUUAUCCACCCUGUAAAAUUUUCCCCCAUUGUAGGUUUGAUUGUAAUAGCUAGUAUGGUGAAGAACAUUCAUGAUGUAGUUAGAAUGUUGUAGUGAAUGAAAUGAAAUAUAUUCUUUCAUAUAAAAUCUUGAUUUUUAUACUGCCA
Molecule: messenger RNA, 1782 nt
Organism: Chenopodium quinoa (quinoa)
Lineage: Eukaryota; Viridiplantae; Streptophyta; Magnoliopsida; Caryophyllales; Amaranthaceae
Product: probable L-type lectin-domain containing receptor kinase S.7
Exons: 1
Coding region: 472-1551 (359 amino acids)
Molecular function (GO): carbohydrate binding
Source: RefSeq, a predicted model, not a curated record